Messenger RNA from Didymosphaeria variabile, 1896 nucleotides. RefSeq names its product Transcriptional regulator (gene NGG1). Bases 1 to 1896 code for a protein of 631 amino acids. Lineage: Eukaryota; Fungi; Ascomycota; Dothideomycetes; Pleosporales; Didymosphaeriaceae. The transcript has 2 exons. Gene Ontology annotation, cellular component: SAGA complex. Gene Ontology annotation, biological process: regulation of transcription by RNA polymerase II. Gene Ontology annotation, molecular function: transcription coactivator activity. The record is from RefSeq and is a predicted model, not a curated record.
AUGUCCAAGAACACAAGCAGCAAGGGCAAGGCGAAACCGGGAUCGAAGCCUCUAGGUACACCGCGGAGUCGCAAUACGACGCCCCUGCCCAACGUCCGCAAUUCAGUCGAGCCGUCGUCAUCGAAUUCUUACUUUAGGGCAAAUAUCAGUGCUCUGUCCAAGAAAUGCGAUGUCACCAUCGAGGACAUCCUAGAUCGUCCUGGCGGCAAUUCACAGUCGACCCAGCCAGUCCCCUCGAGCGCCCUGUUGAUUAGCAUGCGCGAGGCCAUUGAGAGCAAGGUGCUUGGGAACAUCCAAAAACGAUGCGACGUCUCCAACAGUGCGCUCAGGGAACUCCAGGGGCUCAAGAAGAACCGAUCCUCACACGAGCGGGAUAAGGAAAGAGCAACCGACAAAGACGCGGAAGAGCGCAAGCACAAGUUGAAAAAGAUCAAGAAGGCAGCUGCUGAAGACGAGCGACCGCUUGCAGUAGGCGCCCAUGGCGUUGCGCGGCAGGACGGGGUUGAUCUUCACAAAGCAGACAACUCUUCCACGUUAUCCUCGCCCACUUCUCAAGCAGCACCCUCAGCUGCUGGCGCUGGCGCAGCCGAUGCGCCCUCGCCCACCGACACCGACGCAUCACACCAGCCGCCGCCAGCUCCUGCAAUACCACAGUUCCAGACUUUCGGUCCAGAUCCGUCUAAGUUCGACGACCCAACUAUAUACCACAUAAGAGAUGUCACCCCUGGCAUGAGCGUGGAGGAGCGAAGGGAAAUAUUCAGCGUCGCUGAUUACCCUGAGAGUGAUCUUCGGGACCAGACAGCGGGUAUACCGCCAGACAAGGACUUCUCCAACGCAAAGCCCGCGACGCAAGUAAACGCCAGCGUGUUUGCGAAUUACGUUGAGCCGUAUAUACGCCGCUUGACAGAGGAAGACAUGGCUUUCCUGAAAGAGCGAGGCGAUCGCCUGAGUCCUUUCGUGCUUCCUAGGAGGGGUGCGAGACACUACAAGGACAUUUGGGCGGAGGAAGACGGGCAGUUGUACGCCGACAACAACGAUCGCCUGCCACCGAACGAGGCACGCGGCUCGUACGAAAACAUGACAGACGAUUUCUUGACUACAGAGGAUAUCUCGACCGGUCCCUUGCUGUCCCGACUCCUUGCUACACUCCGACCAGAGGGCCGAGGUACCUCAGGCAAUGCCAACGACACCAACGGCGUCAAUGGUGAUGCUAUGGACAUUGACGAGGGUGCUGGAGCAACUACCGAGAAUAACGACAACUCCGUACCAGCAGCCACACAGUUAUCCGAACUUGUACAACAAGGCUGGAAAGGGCCGCCCGUCGGCACGCGGACAGAUUACGCUUCGCUCAACGAACGCCUCCUUCUGGAACUCAAGCACAACGGUAUCAUCACCGACGCCGACACCGACAUGACAGCCUUCGAUUACGACUCUCACUUCGACGAUGAGAUCGCCGCCCGCCUACGUGUCCUCCAGGACGAACUUCGUAAACAGUCUAUCAUCAAUGGCGCACGAAAACAGCGCCUACUCGAGCUCACGGGCAUACGCGUAGCGCAGCAAGAGUACAACGACAUCGCGGAUGAUCUUGACGGCCAGCUUAACCAAGCGUACCUGAAGCGCAACCGGAACAUCGGAAAGGGGAAGAAGCAGACGAAGCGGCCUGGUGGUGCGGGGGGUGGAUCGCAUCCUGUGCCUAAUGCUGGGGUCACGAGGCCUGGUGUAGGCGAGCCCAUUCGUACGUUAAUGGAGAGGAGGGGUCAGUGGAGUGCGACGGUUGGGCCGGUGGUUAACUAUGGGAAAACGGGGUUGCCCGAGGAUACUAUCUUCCCGGAGGACAAGAUGAAGGAAUUGGAGAAUAAGGAGGUAGAAAUUUGGGAUAACGAGGCUGAUGAGUAG